Messenger RNA from Suillus paluster, 3471 nucleotides. RefSeq lists its product as uncharacterized. The record is from RefSeq and is a predicted model, not a curated record. Bases 1 to 3471 code for a protein of 1156 amino acids. The transcript is spliced from 13 exons. Lineage: Eukaryota; Fungi; Basidiomycota; Agaricomycetes; Boletales; Suillaceae.
AUGGCCCGCACCAAGAUGACCGCCAAGAAGUCAAACGGUGGCUCAGCGCCACGCGUCCUCCUCAAGGCCUCAAGAACACGUGUUUCUGGAGGACAAGGCCAGCGCAAGAAGGCUUCGUCUACUACCAAGGGUACCUUACCUGUGGGAGGUGGCGACUUAGAGAAGAGUUUUGUUCACAAUGAGUUUUGCAUCAUCUGCAGGGACGGUGCAGAGCGCUCUGAAGAGAAUACUCUCUUCAUGUGCGCUCUGUGUCCCAGAGUAGUCUGCAAAAUGUGCCUGCAGCUGCCGCCUGACAUCCUCACUAAAGUCCUGCAAGAGGACAUCUCAUUCAGGUGUAUUUGUUGCCAUAUCAAGAUGGAACAACGUGGCACCUACUUUGGUUUCUAUAACGCCAAUGGCCUUCCAUUGUUGGACAGGUUCUUGGCCAUCAAAGGCGCACUUGAGGUGUCCGAGCAAGCCGAAAUAUCGGCUGCUCCUGUCCUCUUCAUCCACCUUAUCCUCAUCGGCUUCCAUCCAGCUGCUAGCCCUUUUGCGCUCGCUCACACAUUCCUCAAGCCUUACUUCUCUGGCGCCAGCAUUCGAUACCUCGAGAUCUACUAUGACAUCGCUACGGAUGCCAAGCUUGCCCCCUACCGAAAUCAAGUGCGCCAGAUGAUCAAAGGUUUGGGGAAAUCAUUUGUCUGGGAGCGCGUCAUCAUUGGCAUGUCCACUCACACUGACAACCAAUACGGAGACCCUUUUACCGGGUAUGGGGAUGAUGAUCCAACGGCCUAUGUCAGCACUCCGGUCAAUGAUUUCUUGGAAAUUCUUCUCCACCCCUGGCAAGGUAUAAUCGACCAAGCUGAGGAAUCAUACCUGUGGAUGCUGUGUUGCGGCUCAGUUGUCACCAUCUCCGAGUCAUUCCUUGGCUUGCAAGACGCCGUUCUUCAACACAACUUGACCGCUACCAUGGCAUUCAAUGCCCCUCGCUUUCAACCAUCUUUCGCCUCUCAUUUGCUCCUUGCAUUCACAGAGAAGGUUCUUGUUGGACGGUGCCCAAUUCGGUUGGCAUUCAAGGAUAUGCUUGCGCAGUCCUGUGACCUUGGCCGCCACUCUGACGUAUUUCUGCUGACACCUGUCAUGGAGGGAGCCCUCAAGAUCUCUAGGUUUGCAUGGGCUCAUUUGGAGUUCCGUCCAUGGGGCAACCACCUGCCUAUCCAAUGCAGUGGAUGUGGUUGGGCUAAUUCAUGGUGGUCUGCCUUUGUCAAUGGGAGCAAGGACAAGAGUUACAUUUUUGAGUGCAAAAAUGACUCUUGCAAUGCUGUUUUGGAUGAGCACGAGAUUUCCUAUGUUUCAGCUAAAGGAAACCCUGCUGAGAGGGCACAAAUCCUCAAAAACAUCAAAGAUACUAUACUUGAAAGCAACGAGGCUAAGGAUCCUUCGACUAUGCUUCCAGGCAAUAACGUUCGGAAGGCUAUCUGUACAUAUUACUUGCGUUUUCUGGAGGACGACGAGGACCACGAUCUUGAGCAAAAAAUCAUCGAGGGAGCUCAUAAACUCACAUCUGGUGCAGGCAUCAUCACUGUAGAUAUGGUCAAAGACCGUCAGGAUGAUAAGCCUCUGGAUGCUGCAGCAUUCAAGACUGAAUUCUCGACUUUUGAUGUCGCUCAGAAAUUGUUCAAAGAAGGAAUUGGGGAGUAUGACAAGAAGCACUGUGACACCUCUGACCUAAGGUCCAUGGGGACAAGGACAAAGCUGGUCCGGUCCUGGUACAAUGCCCUGUCACCAGAUGUACAUGAGGAGCUCAGACUUGUGGCAGAAAAGUGGAACCAGGAAGGUGCUCAUUCCGACGCCAAGGACAGAUAUAGCAGCCGACACCAGAAGAAAAUCAUGGAGGACUUCAUAAAGAUGGCAGGAAGAACUAUGGGUUUACAUGUCGUCAUGCUCGUAGCUCAUGAUCGAGGGGAGGGCAAAAUGCCUGGAACAACCAUCUGGGAAUCCUGUCCCAGGACAGCAAAGAAAACUUUUACUCUGGCUUCCAAAGAAAACAAGAAAUGGGCUGGAGAGUCGCAAGACCGACUUGCUGACUGGCUGAAUGAAGCCGAGUACAACAUAGACCCUGAGGACCAAUCUGACGAGGAAGAUGAGAAGUUGCCCGAUUUAACAGUGGAUGUAGACGAUGAGGGCUAUCCUUGCCUACCAACAGGCUUUGAAUCUCUCAUGCUCAAAAACCAGCAGAAGGUCGUACGAAAGGUAUUUCAAAAGGCUUAUGCGGUCAUCUCAAACAACCCUUGGGCUGCAGUCCCCUGGGGUCAUAUUACCCAAGAUCCAGACCAUUACCUUGACAUGGACUGUAUCCCUUGGAAUGUCGUCAUCAAGGAUCCUUCUCACCUGCAGAAGGAAGCUAUCAGUAUGAUUUUUUCACUUUGGAAAUAUUGUGCUAACCAUAAUGAACCAAUUGUACGGUUUGUUGGGUAUAAGGAAGGCGACUUCUAUGAUUCACUGGCUAAGAAGGGGGAUGUAAGUAAAAAAUCAAGGAAGAACCAAAAAUAUGUCGAAGUAUCAUCGGAUGAGGACGAGGUACUGAAGAAGACCCCCCAAGCCAAUCUUUCUUCUGACGAAGAGGAAGACUUGGAAUGCCACACCCCAUCUCUUUCCAAUUCCUGCCCGAAAUUCCAUAUGGGUGGUGACACAGUCAGUUAUCUUCAAUCCCUCUCUAACCUCCCAUCAUACCGUCAUCUGUUGGCCACAGUUCAAAAACUUUCCAACACACAAACUCCAGAUCCUAAGGGCAAGGCUAGAAAGCAACAUCUGCCUGUCUGGGCAUCUUGGAUGUGGUCUGAGGCAUAUCUACCUCAAAAUAUGCACAAUGAUAUUCAGGCAUCCGUUGUGGCUUUGGAGGAACUAGGCAACUAUAUCAUCAAAUCCCGUGGUUGGGGUAUGAUUGUUGUCCUGGGCCUUGGACUCCUCCUUCGUGAGUGUCGCUGCACUCAGGAGUAUGAAGCAGAUGAGGCUGGAGAUGAUGUACCUCAAUAUUUGGGCGGCUCCAUCCUUGGCAUCGAGGGUAGCGGACAAGAUGGUAAUGAGAAGCAGAUGACAGUGGGGGAAGAAGUUCAUAUGAGGCAUCUGGAGAACAAAAGGCAGGUGAAAGAGAGGAGGGAGGUGGAGCAGGCAAGGGUGGCAGAGGAAAAGAGGGUGGCUGAGGAGGCUUGGGUUGCUCAGGAGAAGAAGGCUGCUGAGGAGAAGAGGGUUGCUGAGGAGAAGAGGGUUGCUGAGGAGAAGAGGGUUGCUGAGGCAUCUCGGAUCACUGAGGAGAGGGCUGCCACAUCAAAGAAGGCAAGCAGUACUAACACUGGGGGAAAAGGGAAGGGUAAACGCCCAGCAACAGAUGUGGAUGAUUCAGUCAUGAAAAAGGUGAAGACAUCUGCUCCUCCUAAUCCUCCUCGUCGCUCUGCCAGAGACAAAGUAGCUUCAAAGAAGUAUAAGAACUGA